Molecule: messenger RNA, 742 nt
Organism: Neomonachus schauinslandi (Hawaiian monk seal)
Lineage: Eukaryota; Metazoa; Chordata; Mammalia; Carnivora; Phocidae
Gene: MPC2
Product: mitochondrial pyruvate carrier 2
Exons: 6
Coding region: 176-565 (129 amino acids)
Biological process (GO): pyruvate import into mitochondria
Cellular component (GO): mitochondrial inner membrane
Molecular function (GO): pyruvate transmembrane transporter activity
Source: RefSeq, a predicted model, not a curated record
CACCCACGAGUGAGGCUCUUGUACGCCACGGCUGCCCUCACCCGAGAGAAGUGGUUCGGGACACUGUAGCUAAAUCCUUGAUUCUCUAUGGAUAAAUGAGGAAGAGAGAGAAGCUGAGGGAGGAGCACGCGGCCACUCUCCCACUCGACCGCCCACGACCAACUCGUCCGCAGAGAUGUCAGCAGCUGGCGCCCGGGGCCUUCGGGCCACCUACCACCGGGUCCUCGAUAAAGUGGAGCUCCUGCUGCCGGAGAAACUGAGGCCGUUGUACAACCACCCGGCAGGUAAUAGACCCAGAAUAUUUUUUUUCUGGGCUCCAAUUAUGAAAUGGGGGUUGGUGUGUGCUGGAUUGGCUGACAUGGCCAGACCUGCAGAGAAACUCAGCACAGCUCAAUCUGCUGUUUUGAUGGCCACAGGGUUUAUUUGGUCAAGAUACUCACUUGUAAUUAUCCCAAAAAACUGGAGUCUCUUUGCUGUUAAUUUCUUUGUGGGGGCAGCAGGAGCUUCUCAGCUCUUUCGUAUUUGGAGAUAUAACCAAGAACUAAAAGCUAAAGCAAACAAAUAAGAGUUCCUGACCACCCGAACAAUCUAGAUGUGGAUAUACCCACUGGGACUAAUUUGAUUUAUUAUUUGGCUAUUGAUAAGGUGAUAUUAACUGUGCUACUGUUUGGAAGGCAUAAAAAAACUGUAAACUGGGGGCUAAUACUUGAUUCAACAGAAAAAUAAAGCAAACUUUUAAUAA